Molecule: messenger RNA, 728 nt
Organism: Staurois parvus
Lineage: Eukaryota; Metazoa; Chordata; Amphibia; Anura; Ranidae
Source: the annotation of a GenBank genome assembly
CACCGAUCAUGGAAAGAGCCGAGUAUGUCGGCUCAGUCAUGUGAUCAGCUGUGUCCAAUCAUAGCUGAUCACUGAUGAUCAGUGUGCCCUGAUGAUCAGUGUAGCCCCAGCAGUGCCACCUGUCAGUGUCCAUCAGUGCCUUGUGUCAGUGCUCAUCAGUGCCUCGUGCCAGUGCCCAUCAGUGCCACAUCAAUGCCACAUAUCAGUGCCUACCAGUGCACAUCAAUGCCACAUAUCAGUGUCCGUCUGAGCUGCCUUUCAGUGUCACCCAUCAGUGCCAAUCAGUGCCACCUAUCAGUGCUGCCAAUCAGUGCCACCUAUCAGUGCCAGUCAGUGCCGCCUAUCAGUGCACAUCAGUGCCGCCUAGCAGUGCCAGUCAGUGUGCCGCCUAUCAGUGCCAGUCAGUGCCGCCUAUCAGUGCCAGUCAAUGCUGCCUAUCAGUGCCAUAUAUCAGUGCCAUGUAUCAGUGCUGCCUUUCAGUGCCCAUCAGUGAUGCCUGUCAAUGCCCAUCAGUGCCACCUACCAGUGCCCUCAUCAGUGCCCAUCAGUGCCACCUAUCAGUGUCCAUCAGUGCAGCCUAUCAGUGCCCACUACUGCAGCCUCAUUAGCGCAUAUCAGUGAAGGAGAAAAAUCACUUAUUUACAAAUUUUAAAACAAAAACUAAGAAAAAAAACGUUUUUUUUUUCCAAAAUAUUCAGUGUUUUUUGGUUUGUUUAAGAAAAAAAUAA